CUCGUGUUUUAUUCGGCUUGUAGCCAUGGCUCGGUUCGCUGCCUUACUGCUUUUACCUGUUCUCAUUGAAUCGGUAUUUUCUAUUUCUUUCUUUCUACCUGUAAAUUCAAGAAAAUGUCUACGGGAAGAGAUUCACAAAGACGUGCUCGUCACGGGGGAGUAUGAUAUCAACGACGAGCCCAACACUAAAACCAACCUGAAGAUCACAGACUCAUCGGGACACAUCCUCUACUCGAAGGAAGAUGCAACGAAAGGGAAGUUUGCCUUCACGACAGAGGAUUAUGACAUGUUUGAAGUGUGCUUUGAGAGCAAGUCACCAAUGGGAACUGGGAGAGUCCCCGACCAGCUGGUUAAUCUGGACAUGAAGCACGGCGUAGAGGCCAAGAACUACGAGGAGAUCGCCAAGGUGGAGAAGCUGAAACCCCUGGAGGUGGAGCUAAGGCGGCUGGAGGACCUAUCGGAGUCCAUCGUCAACGACUUUGCCUACAUGAAGAGGAGAGAGGAGGAGAUGAGGGAUACCAACGAGUCCACCAACACACGUGUCCUGUACUUCAGCAUCUUCUCUAUGUGCUGUCUGAUCGGCUUGGCCACCUGGCAGGUCUUCUACCUGCGACGUUUCUUCAAGGCAAAGAAGCUCAUCGAGUAGAGAGGCAUCACCACUCCGCCCAGGGAGAGCAGCCAAAUGCUCCCGAUCAAUCUCCACCAUCUUCGGACUAACGUCAUCAAAACUAGCGCUGUGACUGGAGGAGAUGGAGACCCGCGUACUGUCGAGAGACAAAAAAAGAAGGAAUAAAUCCAAAACCUGAGGCAAAA
Oncorhynchus nerka (sockeye salmon) is the source of this 813-nucleotide messenger RNA. RefSeq names its product transmembrane emp24 domain-containing protein 10-like. Lineage: Eukaryota; Metazoa; Chordata; Actinopteri; Salmoniformes; Salmonidae. Bases 26 to 646 code for a protein of 206 amino acids. Gene Ontology annotation, biological process: endoplasmic reticulum to Golgi vesicle-mediated transport; Golgi organization; intracellular protein transport. The record is from RefSeq and is a predicted model, not a curated record. Gene Ontology annotation, cellular component: COPII-coated ER to Golgi transport vesicle; Golgi apparatus; endoplasmic reticulum-Golgi intermediate compartment. The transcript is spliced from 5 exons.